Messenger RNA from Sebastes umbrosus (honeycomb rockfish), 553 nucleotides. RefSeq names its product protein S100-A9-like. Lineage: Eukaryota; Metazoa; Chordata; Actinopteri; Perciformes; Sebastidae. Gene Ontology annotation, molecular function: calcium ion binding. The coding region runs from base 169 to 477 and encodes 102 amino acids. The record is from RefSeq and is a predicted model, not a curated record. The transcript is spliced from 3 exons.
ACACUAGUCACCGCAUGCAUGUUUGUUCACAGGUGUCAGAUAUUGUCUGACUGCUCUUAUAAAAGGAGGCUUCCCCUUCAGUCCGACAUCAGUCUCCUCUAGGACCAAGCUGCUGACACAGACGUGAUCUCUCUUCGCCUGGUGAACGUGAAAAACUACGCUACAACUAUGGCUCGUAUGGAACAAACCAUCAACAACCUUGUGGAGAUGUUUAUGGAGUAUGCUAGUGAUGAUGGCGUUCUAAGCAAGGACGAGUUCAUGAAGCUCAUGGAGACAGAAAUUGAAGACCCCGAGAUGAAAGAAAAGCUCAAUGAAGCUGCCAUAAACAAGAUCUUGAAGAAGAAGGAUAGGAAGCACGACGGACAGCUCCACUUUGGAGAGUUCGUUAUGUGUGUGUCUUUCAUGAUCAAACGUCACUACAACAAAAAGGGAGGCAAGGGGCAAGAAGAUGAAGAUGAAACACCAGAAGCUACAUAAUGUGACUUUCAAUUGUUUUUCGAAGUAGUGUAACCUCAUUACUGGCUGAGAAUAAAUAAAAAUGAGUUUAAAUCAA